AUGGCAUCUGCAAUCUUUAUCUUGGACCUCAAGGGCAAGGUCCUUAUUUCUCGCAACUACAGAGGCGAUAUCCCAAUGAGCGCUGUGGAAAAGUUCAUGCCUUUGAUUUCGGAGGCUGAGGAUGAGCAAAUUCCUUUACCUUGUUUUACUCAUGAAGGUAUCAACUACUUGUACCUCAAGCAUAGCAAUCUCUACCUGCUGGCCAUCACGAGAAAGAACACAAACGCAGCAUCCAUCAUGUUGUAUCUCCACAAGCUGACAGAAGUGUUUUCAGAGUAUUUCAAGGAGCUAGAAGAGGAGUCUAUUCGAGACAAUUUUGUCAUAGUGUAUGAACUGCUGGAUGAAAUGAUGGAUUUUGGAUAUCCUCAAACAACUGAAACCAAGAUUCUGCAAGAAUACAUUACUCAAGAUGCGCACAAGUUGGAGGUUCAAGUGCGUCCUCCUAUGGCUGUUACAAAUGCAGUUUCUUGGCGUUCCGAGGGUAUCAAAUACAAGAAGAACGAGGUCUUUUUGGAUGUCAUUGAAAGUGUAAAUUUAUUGGUCAAUUCAAAUGGUAAUGUUUUGAGAAGCGAGGUGUUGGGGUCUGUCAAAAUGAGAUGUUAUUUGUCUGGCAUGCCUGAGCUUCGUUUGGGCUUGAACGAUAAAGUCAUGUUUGAAGCCACUGGUAGAGGAAACUCGUCAGCAAAGGCAAUUGAAAUGGAAGAUGUAAAGUUCCAUCAGUGUGUACGUCUAUCGAGAUUCGAAAACGAUCGUACAAUCAGUUAUAUCCCACCUGAUGGCGAUUUUGAACUGAUGAGCUAUCGUCUUCAGACAAGUGUAAAGCCGCUUAUUUGGGUAGAAGCUGUUGUAGAGACAUAUUCUGGAUCUCGUGUCGAGUAUCUUGUCAAGGCCAGAGCACAAUUCAAACGCAAGAGCACUGCCAACAAUGUGGAGAUCGAGGUGCCUGUCCCUGAUGAUGCCGAUACACCCAAAUUCAAGUGUAGCAAUGGAUCUGUGUCUUACAAGCCAGAAAGAUCAUGCCUAGUCUGGAAGAUCAAGCAAUUCCAGGGCGGAAAAGAGUUCAUUAUGCGUGCUCAUUUUGGUUUACCUUCUGUCCAAGCAGCUGAAGACACCGAAAAGAAACCUCCAAUCAACAUCAAGUUUGAAAUUCCUUACUUUACAGUUUCUGGCAUUCAAGUCAGAUACCUCAAGAUUGUCGAAAAGAGUGGAUAUCAAGCAUUGCCUUGGGUUAGAUACAUUACACAGAAUGGAGAUUAUCAAAUGAGAAUGCCCGAAUCCAUCAAAGCAGCCAAGCACAAUGCUACAAACGACUAUUGA
This is a messenger RNA of Mucor velutinosus, 1317 nucleotides long. RefSeq lists its product as uncharacterized. The transcript has 7 exons. Gene Ontology annotation, biological process: vesicle-mediated transport; intracellular protein transport. The record is from RefSeq and is a predicted model, not a curated record. Gene Ontology annotation, molecular function: clathrin-cargo adaptor activity. Lineage: Eukaryota; Fungi; Mucoromycota; Mucoromycetes; Mucorales; Mucoraceae. Bases 1 to 1317 code for a protein of 438 amino acids. Gene Ontology annotation, cellular component: clathrin adaptor complex; clathrin-coated vesicle.